Messenger RNA from Castor canadensis (American beaver), 3663 nucleotides. It is a transcript of the gene Slc2a4, whose product is annotated as solute carrier family 2 member 4. Gene Ontology annotation, biological process: cellular response to insulin stimulus; dehydroascorbic acid transport. NCBI's taxonomy places the organism in Eukaryota, Metazoa, Chordata, Mammalia, Rodentia, Castoridae. The record is from RefSeq and is a predicted model, not a curated record. Gene Ontology annotation, molecular function: D-glucose transmembrane transporter activity. Gene Ontology annotation, cellular component: plasma membrane; perinuclear region of cytoplasm; endomembrane system.
AUUUUUCCCGUAGCCCGACUCGGACAGAUCCCUGGGAGUCCCGCAACUCCUGGGCUCCUUGGCUUGUGACUGUGGGUCCCACCAGGCCCACCCUCCACACAUCGCUUGGGGCCCUCUGUGGCCCCGCGUCCUCUGCCCGCCGGACGAGGGCCACAGAUUGCUCUGUUGCCUUUCGCAUCAUUCCAGUUCCGUGCACCUCCAGCUCUUCUAAGACAAGAUGCCAUCGGGCUUCCAACAGAUCGGCUCUGAAGAUGGGGAACCCCCUCAGCAACGAGUGACUGGGACCCUGGUCCUCGCCGUCUUCUCAGCUGUGCUCGGCUCCCUGCAGUUUGGCUACAACAUUGGGGUCAUCAAUGCCCCACAGAAGGUGAUUGAACAGAGCUACAAUGCAACAUGGCUGGGGAGGCAGGGGCCUGAGGGACCUGGCUCCAUCCCGCCAGGCACCCUCACCACUCUCUGGGCUCUCUCUGUGGCCAUCUUUUCUGUGGGCGGUAUGAUUUCCUCCUUCCUCGUUGGCAUCAUCUCUCAGUGGCUGGGAAGGAAAAGGGCUAUGCUGGCCAAUAAUGUCCUGGCGGUGCUAGGGGGCACACUCAUGGGCCUGGCCAAUGCCUCUGCCUCCUAUGAGGUACUCAUUCUUGGACGGUUCCUCAUUGGCGCCUACUCAGGGCUAACAUCAGGACUGGUGCCCAUGUACGUGGGGGAGAUCGCCCCCACUCACCUUCGGGGUGCGCUGGGGACACUUAACCAACUGGCCAUUGUCAUUGGCAUUCUGAUCGCCCAGGUGCUGGGCUUGGAGUCCAUGCUGGGCACUGCCACCCUAUGGCCACUGCUCCUGGGCAUCACAGUGCUCCCUGCCCUCCUGCAGCUGGUCCUGUUGCCCUUCUGCCCCGAAAGCCCCCGCUACCUCUACAUCAUCCGGAACCUGGAGGGGCCUGCCCGAAAGAGUCUGAAGCGCUUGACAGGCUGGGCUGAUGUGUCUGAUGUACUGGCUGAGCUGAAGGAUGAGAAGCGGAAGCUGGAGCGUGAGCGGCCAUUGUCUUUGCUCCAGCUCCUGGGCAGCCGCACCCACCGGCAGCCCCUGGUCAUUGCAGUUGUGCUUCAGCUGAGCCAGCAGCUCUCAGGCAUCAAUGCUGUUUUCUAUUAUUCAACCAGCAUCUUCGAGUCGGCAGGGGUGGGCCAGCCAGCCUAUGCCACCAUAGGAGCUGGUGUGGUCAACACUGUCUUCACCUUGGUCUCGGUGCUCUUGGUGGAGAGGGCUGGGCGUCGGACACUACAUCUCCUGGGCCUGGCAGGCAUGUGUGGCUGUGCCAUCUUGAUGACUGUGGCUCUGCUCCUGCUGGAGCGGGUUCCAGCCAUGAGCUAUGUCUCCAUUGUGGCCAUUUUUGGCUUUGUGGCAUUCUUUGAGAUUGGCCCCGGCCCCAUCCCAUGGUUCAUCGUGGCCGAGCUCUUCAGCCAGGGACCCCGGCCUGCAGCAAUGGCUGUGGCUGGUUUCUGCAACUGGACGUGCAACUUCAUCGUUGGCAUGGGUUUCCAGUAUGUUGCGGAGGCAAUGGGUCCCUACGUCUUCCUUCUAUUUGCGGUCCUCCUGCUUGGCUUCUUCAUCUUCACCUUCUUAAAAGUGCCUGAAACCCGAGGCCGGACAUUCGACCAGAUCUCAGCUGCCUUCCGCCGGACACCCUCUCUUUUAGAGCAGGAGGUGAAACCCAGCACAGAACUUGAGUACUUAGGGCCAGAUGAGAAUGACUGAGGCACAAGGUUGAGUGGGAGAACAAGCUUCUCCACCUCCCAGAGCCCCCUCCUUUCCUCUGCAGCACUUUAACCCUCUCUUCCCCAUUACUUCCAGGGUGGAGAAAAAACCUGCAGUCUGGUAGAAUUGGGAAGCUAGAGGGAAGGGUGGUCUGAGCACCCCCUCAUUCCCCUCGUGUGACUCUCUUGGAUUAUUUAUGUGUUGUGGUUAGCCCGUGGCCAUUGGAAUGGACCACUCUUCUCCCUCUUCCCUGCUGCCCGCACCUAGACUCAGCUCCAGAAUACUUUCAUCCCCUUUAGAGAAGGGGGAUUGCAGGAGGGGAGGUACUAGCCUGACUUCCUCAGUGGGACAGACAGAAACAGGACGUGAGAUUAAGAAGUCAAGUUUCCCACCACCUUUGACUCCUUCCACCAUCUGGCAUUUUUACCGAAUUCUUGGCACAUAGACUGGGUGAAGGGGGUUCUGUCUUGACCUCUCCAGGGCAAAGGACACACUCUCCCAAAGUCUAGUCUCUUCUCCCUCCCUGCAGGCUCAGCCUUCCAAGGCAAGAGCAAACACAACAGUUAUCUACCCACAUGUGGCAAGAAGGAACAGCAGGUACCCACAUCUAGCCUUGGAACCCUAUCCCACUUACUCCUCAAGGCUGCCAAGUGGGGGCCCCUCUGUUCCUUUGCUCCCAUCCUGGAUCAUCAUGACAGGCUUUUGACCAACUAAGGGCAACAGGGGACUUGAAAGGCUGCCUGUAAACACUGGCUGAGAGGAGUCUUUCAUUAUUUUUGUAUAUGCCUGAAGAAGGAAUAGGGAGCAGAAACCAAAGAGCUGCUGUAUUAUAAAUGUGUAUAUAUAGAUUCAUCUAUAAAGUCAGUAUAUGAAGACAAGUGUUCUGUCAUGGAGGCACUGGAGGGUGGGCUGACACAGGGACCACUAUUCCCUUGCCUGCUCCCCAUCCUCCUUAUCUGUCCUGCCUGGGCACGAGGCCUCAGAAUCUUUUAGACCUUUUUUCCUUCCACCCCACUUCCAUUUCUACUUAUUGCUUUAAUAGCAAAUGUUCAAUAAACUGUAGCCACAAGCACCUGGGCACUACAGGGGAGGUGACAUCCCUAUUUGACAGAUGGGGACAGUGAAUCUCAGUAAUGAUGGCACUCAUCAAAGCUGCACAGCUAUGGACACUUGAGCAAGGAGUCAAGGCCAGGCCCUGCACACUGCACAAGGAGGGGCCUUCCCCUCUGGUUCUGAAGUUAGUUACCAGAGAUCCCUGAUUCUCUAAAACAGAAAAGAGGCAGAGACCAAGACACCAGGAAAGCCUGUUUUUGUUUUUACUGGAGGCUCAGGUGGCACAUGACAGUUCAUAAAAUGGCUUCAGAGGUAGAGGGUCAAGGGGAAACAAAAAAUAAAUUGGGAUGGGAAAGAAAAACAACCAGGAGGAGGUAAGAGCUGGCUGGUUCCUUCUCAGCCUCACUUAGGGGAGAGUGAGUUGAUGCCUCUGAACAAUAAGAAUGGAGACCUUCCUUCAACCCGUGAUAGGGGAGAGGGAAGAGGAAAAAAAAAAAAAAAAGUGCUGUUGCUUUGGCCCUCCUGAGUCUCAAGGAUAAAGGGGAAAGCCGGUGUUUUGAUGUCAUGAAUUAUGGGAAAGGGUGCAGGGGAGUGUUGGGUAGGGUCAGUUGGAAAAACUGGCAGAUACCUAAGAGAGCAAAAGAAAUGGAUGAAUCAUAAAGGAUGAUAACUUAUCAUCACAACCCAGUCCCUGGCCUUCUCAGCCACCCGCCCUAAGAGGAGCAGUGGCUCACCAGAUGGUAGCUCUGGGUGUCCUUUGAGUUGGAAUCACUCCAGUAUGGUGUGGGGGGGGUCCCCACUGUUGAUGGGGGCUGAGGUCUAGAGGGAACAGCAGUGGCCAAUUGAGACCCUUUUUUUUUUUU